GGAACAGCAGGUCCAGGCGGGCAGCGCUGUCCAGUGCCUACCUUUCUGCAGUGCUGGAAUCCGCUUGUCUGCAACCGUCCGCGUUGGGAGCUGCCAGCCACAUGUGGCUGUUGCUAAUGUGGCAGUCUCUGCGAUACGAUACCAGCUAUUUUGUGGAGUAUUUUGCCUUGGAUCUCCUGAUGGAGGACGGGGAGUGCCGUGGUGUCAUCGCACUGUGCAUAGAGGACGGGUCCGUCCAUCGCUUAAGAGCAAAGAACACUGUUGUUGCCACAGGAGGCUACGGGCGCACCUACUUCAGCUGCACGUCUGCCCACACCAGCACCGGCGACGGCACGGCCAUGAUCACCAGGGCAGGCCUUCCUUGCCAGGACCUAGAGUUCGUUCAGUUCCACCCCACAGGCAUAUAUGGUGCCGGUUGUCUCAUCACGGAAGGAUGUCGUGGAGAGGGCGGCAUUCUCAUUAACAGUCAAGGCGAAAGGUUUAUGGAGCGAUACGCCCCCGUGGCGAAGGACCUGGCGUCUAGAGAUGUGGUGUCUCGGUCGAUGACUCUGGAGAUCCGCGAAGGAAGAGGCUGUGGCCCUGAGAAAGAUCACGUCUACCUGCAGCUGCACCACCUGCCUCCGGAGCAGCUGGCCACGCGCCUGCCCGGCAUUUCAGAGACAGCCAUGAUCUUCGCCGGUGUGGACGUCACGAAGGAGCCGAUCCCUGUCCUCCCCACCGUGCAUUAUAACAUGGGCGGCAUUCCCACCAACUACAAGGGGCAGGUCCUGAGGCACGUGAAUGGCCAGGAUCAGAUUGUGCCUGGGCUGUACGCCUGUGGGGAGGCUGCCUGUGCCUCGGUACAUGGUGCCAACCGGCUCGGGGCAAACUCGCUCUUGGACCUGGUUGUCUUUGGUCGGGCAUGUGCCCUGAGCAUCGAAGAGUCAUGCAGCCCUGGAGAUAAAGUCCCUCCAAUUAAACCAAAUGCUGGGGAAGAAUCUGUCAUGAAUCUUGACAAAUUGAGAUUUGCUGACGGAAGCAUAAGAACGUCGGAACUUCGACUCAGCAUGCAGAAGGUGCGGAUUGAUGAGUACGAUUACUCCAAGCCCAUCCAGGGGCAACAGAAGAAGCCCUUUGAGGAGCACUGGAGGAAGCACACCCUGUCAUAUGUGGACGUCAGCACUGGGAAGGUCACUCUGGAAUAUAGACCCGUAAUCGACAAAACUUUGAACGAGGCUGACUGUGCCACCGUCCCCCCAGCCAUUCGCUCCUACUGAUGAGACAAGAUGCAGUGAUAACAGAAUCAGCUUUUGUAAUUAUGUAUAAUAGCCCAUGCAUGUGUCCAUGUCAUAACUGCCUUUAUACGCUUCUGCACUCCGGGGAAAAAGGAGUACAUUGAAGGGAGAUUGGCACCCAGUGGCUGGUAGCUUGCCAGGAACCCAGUGGCCAAGGAACGUGGCACUUACCUUUGUCCCUUGCUUCAUUCUUGUGAGAUGAUAAAACUGGGCACAGCUCUUAAAUAAAAUACAAAUGAACAAACUUUCUUUUA
Molecule: messenger RNA, 1528 nt
Organism: Mandrillus leucophaeus (drill)
Lineage: Eukaryota; Metazoa; Chordata; Mammalia; Primates; Cercopithecidae
Product: succinate dehydrogenase [ubiquinone] flavoprotein subunit, mitochondrial
Exons: 9
Coding region: 102-1256 (384 amino acids)
Biological process (GO): mitochondrial electron transport, succinate to ubiquinone
Molecular function (GO): electron transfer activity; succinate dehydrogenase (quinone) activity; flavin adenine dinucleotide binding
Source: RefSeq, a predicted model, not a curated record